GCUGCAUGAAAACAUUCACGUAGACUGCAGACGGCGAGCAACAGCAGCACCAGGAAGCCGCUCGGUUCUCUGAGCUGCGCGCGGUGAAAAAAAGCUUUUCUGCGACUCGGAUUACUCCGACAAAAAAAUAAUAAUAAACUGCUGACAGCCCUCACGUAUCGCGACAGCAGAACUCAGCGAUGAAGAUCCAGGAGGUUUCGGGAGUGUGUGACAUGAGGAGGGCUCCGAGGAGCCCCGAGGGGGACGGGUUCGAGGAGGAGCCCCCCCACAGCCGGACCAGACGGGACCUGACGGACCAGCGAGGCUGGGGAGACUUGUCCUGGCAGAGGGAGGGGGAGGAGCAGGAGGAGGCCCGGGACCCCCCCCAGCCGGGAGGGCUUCUGAUCCGCCAACUGCUGGCGGAGGAGAGCGACCCCCUUGUCUCCCCCCGAUUCUACGCCUUCGGAAAUCUGGACGACACAGAGGUCCCCCCUUCCCCACCAGACUCCUACUCCUUCAUGAGUCGGCAGAGGAGCUGGUCUCUGGGCUCCUCCGAGGACGACAGGAGGGACCUGACCCUGGCCCAGGCCUCCAAGAAGAUCCACAACCUGAAGCGCAAGAUCCGCAAGUUUGAGGAGCGAUUUGAGGAGGAGCACAAGUAUCGGCCCUCCCACAGUGACAAAGCUGACAACCCAGAGGUGCUACGAUGGAUGAACGACCUCUCCAAGCUGAUAAAGGACCUGAAAGAGCAGAAGCUGAGAGCGUCUGAGGAGGACCUGACGCCCCUGGUGCGCCAGCGCAGCAACACGCUGCCCAAGAGCUUCGGCUCGCAGCUGGACAGGAAGCCGGCGGAGAAGAGCGCCAAGCCGCCGGCGGAGAGCACGCUGCAGACCCUGCAGGCCAAGCUGCAGGAGAAGAGGCAGGAGGACGGCCGUCCCGAGGACAUCAAGGAUAUGACCCGAGAGCAGAUUGGGGAAGAGAAGAUGGCGCUCCAGAAGGCUCUGCUGCACUAUGAGGGCAUCCAUGGCAGACCGGUGACUAAGGCUGAGCGGCAGGCCAUGAGACCGCUGUACGACCGCUACCGGCUGGCAAAGCAGAUCCUCUGCAGAGCCUCCACCAUUCCAGCCAUCGGCUCUCCCUCCAGCAAACGCAGGAGCCCUCUGCUGCAGCCUAUUAUCGAGGGCGUGCCCGCGCUCUUCUUCAGCAACGUCAAGGAAGAGGAGGAGGACGGCUCGGAGGACGAAGGUGAGGUGCGGACGGACCCCCCUGGGACGAGCGGGCCAGAGUACCACAUGCUGGGCUUCCUGGACCAGCUGGAGGAGGACCUGGACGGGUGCCUCUCCCCCGCGGACGAGCUGUCCCCCUCCAAGCAGAGCAUGGACAUGCAGCUGUCCAACCUGCACUUCGCCAGCAUGCCAGAGCUCGUGGAGCAGCUCCACCAGACGCGAGAGGAGAAGAAGAGGAUCCGCAAGAAGCUCAGGGAGUUUGAGGACACGUUUUUCAGGCAAAACGGAAGAAAUGUCCAGAAGGAGGAACGCCCAGCCUUGGCAGAGGAAUACACCGAAUACAAGCACGUCAAAGCCAAGCUCAGGCUCCUCGAGGUUCUCAUCAGCAAAAGAGACUCUUCUAGAGUCUCUAUCUAGAGCACGGGCAGGGCUGCCCCACUGUGUCCCCAACUGCUGAAAGACAGUGCCAGUGUUUCCAUGGCGACAUCUGCAUCAUUCGAACAUCAGGAGGGACUGAGAGCAGAGAGCAGAGGGGCUGAGUGCAGAGGGACUGAGAGCAGAGUGCAGAGGGGCUGAAGGGCUGAGAGCAGAGGGGCUGAGUGCAGAGGGGCUGAGAGCAGAGGGGCUGAGUGCAGAGGGGCUGAGUGCAGAGGGGCUGAGAGCAGAGGGGCUGAGUGCAGAGGGGCUGAGAGCAGAGGGGCUGAGAGCAGAGGGGCUGAGUGCAGAGGGGCUGAGUGCUGAGGGGCUGAGAGCAGAGGGGCUGAGUGCUGAGGGGCUCAGAGCAGAGGGGCUGCCGCGGUUCAGCCGUGCGACAUGUAGAGCACAGAGCACAGGUCUGUAUCUCCGUGAGUCUCUCAUCCCCGGGUGAGAAGGAACAGGAAAAGGUUUUCUGUAAGAAAAUAUAUAUUGGUAUGGUCAGUGAUUCUAAUUGCACUAAGAGUGACUUUUUUUUUAAAUAAAGAAAUUUCAUUUGAAUGUAGAGCCUUCAAGAAUAAGCUAUAAAUAAGAGAUUCGUCACACGGCGAUUUUUGUGUGAUUGGUCAAAACAAAAAUUUCUGUUUGGACGUGGACAUGGCUUAAAAAAACAGUUAUGCAACUAUGUAAAAAUAUAUCUGUUUUAAUCCAUAAAUUCUGCCGCUGAAUAUGAGCUUAUUAUUUUGUGUGAUCCAACAGAAAUAGCACUGUCACUUGAUUGGACUGGUGUGAACGUGAACGCACAUACUGUAUCUCACAGUGGUAUGAGAAAUAUCACACACCAAGCUUCUGUGAUCUCAGAUUUAUGCGGCUUUGCAUCAUAGAUUUAUUUUCCCCAUGUAAAAUAUUGUACAGGGUAAAGCGUGAUGUUUUGUAACAACAUUUGCAAAUAUGUCAUUUCCAGCAUUUGUGUGUAAUAGUGUUAGUGCACACUGAGAACAGCAAUCCUGUUUUAGUCAAAUCUAAAAAAAAAAAAAAAAGAUUCCAUAAUGAUCAAAAUUCCUACUGCUAGAGUUCAAACUGAUUUUUCUGCUUUGUUUUAUCAGACAUCAGUAACCUCAUUGUUACUUAUCGAUAUGCUCAUGCUUUUACCUGUGUACCGUCUGUCCUCCAGAAUGAACAAGUGCAGUGUCACUUCAUUUUGUAUGUUAACACUGAUUUCUGAUUGUUAUGAAUGUGUACAUUUUCGUACAUAUUUUUUUGUAUCUAUUCUAUAAAAGAAUACAUUUUUACUGAUAUAUUUCAGUGUUGUGAUAAUUCCAUUUUAAAUGUAUAUAUAAAGCAUCUGAAUAAUUUUAUCCCACAGAUCAUUUUCUUGUAUUUCAUAGAGAUUAAUUAAUUAUAUAACAUGAUUGAAAUAUCAUCAUUUUAUGUUGUUGUAGAAUCCAAAUUUUCAGCAUUUUUUUCUUUCCAGAUAAUCUCCAUGAGACAGCUGUAAUUAAUGUUUAAUGUUGUAAAAAAGCAAUAGCAUCUCAUGUUACAUCAUGAAUUAAUCUGUUUUAUAAAUAUUAA
Messenger RNA from Anguilla rostrata (American eel), 3191 nucleotides. Its product is annotated as protein FAM13A-like. The record is from RefSeq and is a predicted model, not a curated record. NCBI's taxonomy places the organism in Eukaryota, Metazoa, Chordata, Actinopteri, Anguilliformes, Anguillidae. The transcript has 13 exons. The coding region runs from base 180 to 1622 and encodes 480 amino acids.